Vidua macroura (Pin-tailed whydah) is the source of this 1215-nucleotide messenger RNA. Its product is annotated as serine/threonine-protein kinase pim-1-like. The transcript has 7 exons. Gene Ontology annotation, cellular component: cytoplasm. Gene Ontology annotation, molecular function: protein serine/threonine kinase activity; ATP binding. Gene Ontology annotation, biological process: protein autophosphorylation; negative regulation of apoptotic process. The record is from RefSeq and is a predicted model, not a curated record. Lineage: Eukaryota; Metazoa; Chordata; Aves; Passeriformes; Viduidae. The coding region runs from base 1 to 1011 and encodes 336 amino acids.
AUGCAGGUAUUGAAAUCCACGCUGGCUGGCUCUGACCCCUCGGCCAUCCUGUGGGUGCCCUGUGAUGGCUCUCAAGGUGAUCUGUUCCAGAACCUUGCCGGGCACCGAGGGAAGGCGCAGGAGGCCCUGCAGGAGCGGUACCGGCUGGGUUCGCUGCUGGGCAGCGGCGGCUUCGGCAGCGUCUUCGCGGCCACGCGGCUCUCGGACGGCGCCCCGGUGGCCAUCAAAAGGGUGCCGCGGGAUCGCAUCCGGCACUGGGGCGAGCUGGUGAGUGAGCGGGGCCAGCGGCAGAAGCCGGGCCGGCUUCCCCAGCCCCGGCACGGCCUCAGCCCCACUGACGGCAUCGCGCUCCUCCCGCAGCCCGACGGCACCAGCGCACCCCUGGAGAUCGUGCUGCUGGCCAAGGUGGCCUCUGGCUGCGCUGGUGUCAUUCAGCUCCUGGAGUGGCUCCAGCUCCCCGACAGCUUCUUGCUGGUGCUGGAGCGCCCGGAGCGGUGCCAGGACCUGUCGGCUUUCCUGGCGGAGCGGAGGUUCCUGCCGGAGGAGGAGGCGCGGGGGCUGUUCCGCCAGGUGCUGGAGGCCGUGCGGCACUGCACCAGCUGCGGGGUCCUGCACAGGGACAUCAAGCCCCAGAACAUCCUGCUCGACCUGGCCACGGGGCAGCUGAAACUGAUCGACUUUGGCUGUGGCGCCUUCCUCCAAGACACAGCCUACACCCAGUUUGCAGGAACCCUGUCCUACAGCCCACCAGAGUGGAUCCACCACCAACGCUACCACAGCGAGGCAGCGACCAUCUGGUCCCUGGGCCUCCUGCUGUGCCACCUGGUCAUGGGCAAGCACCCGUUCAGGAGGGGCCAGGAGAUCAUCUGGGGGCGGAUCUUGUUCCCACGACGGCUCUCUCAAGAGUGCCAGGAUGUCAUUAAGAGGUGUUUGUCCAUGCAGCCCUUGGACAGGCCAUCCUUAGAAGAGCUUUUCCGUGAUCCUUGGGUGCAGGGUGUUCCUCUGCCCUAGAGGAUGGGAGAGAUCCAGGUGCACAGUUGGAUCCAGGGGCCUGGCAGGGAAGGAGAAGGAGCCCCUGGAGAAGCUGCACCAGGUGGGGCUGCUGCUGCUGGAGACACCAAGGACAACCUCAAGGAUGACAAUCUCUUCCUCGGCCUGGCCAGCUGAAGAUGAUGGACUUGGAUUCUGGCACCUUCUCCAAAGCCAGGCUCCACA